AAAAAGCUGGCAAGGCUUGCAGGAGAGAGGCUAUUAAGGGGCUCUGUCUUUUUUCUAAAGCAUUAAAAUGAAAAUAAAAGUCCUGUGGCCCCUCGCUUGAGUCCCCAAAGUACCUGAACUGAGCUCUGAGCAAGGAAAGUGGGAGGCCCCGGGCGAGGGGGUGGCGUGAGAAGUGGGUUGGUUGACAAGGUGGAAGGGCAGAGCCGGCCGAGGAACCGGGACUUGGCUGGAGAGCUGCGCCAGAGGCAGGUGCCAGCUGAGAGUGGGCGGAGGUGCCCGCGCCAAGGGAGGCGCGGGGAGGCACCGCGUUACCUCUGCCUCUCCGAGUCCCGGCGCACCGACAAGCUUGCCCCGGAGCCCCUGCUUCGCCGGCUCCCCUGUCUCGUUGCCCGCGCCAGCCGGUGCACGGGCGUCCCCGCCGCCCGCAGAAGGAGCUGCGAGAUCAGUCGCAGCAGCAGCCUAGGCGACAGCAUCCUCCGGAGAGACGCCCCGGGCUCCGCCGCCGCCUGGCUCCUCCCGGGGUUGAGCGUCGCCGCCUGCUCGCUCCGCUGCUCCUCGCUGUCGCCCCCUGCCCCGCCACCCGUCCGCCCGCGGCUGGCAGCAGGACCCGCGCCCCGGGGCUUUUCACCUGCAGCGGGCGCCCGGAGAGAAGGAGCGAGAACCGGGCGCUCGGGAGACACCAACCCCUCGUCUCCACUCUGCACGGAUUAGGUUCGCCCGCCAACGCCGCGAGCCCGGGCGCUCUCUGCACCCAGUCCCCAAGUUCAGGGACUACACCCCUGGAGAGUGUGCUUCCCAGCGCGCUGUGCGUCUCGGCCGCGUCGCUCCCGGCCGGCCCGCGGGACUCCAGGCGCCGCUUCGACCUGCGCCCCCGUCACCCCUCUGCGCCCAGGCACCCUCCGGGGUCCACGGAGACGUUCCGCCCGCGCCCGGCGCCCACCUUGGCCCGCGCGCCGCCGCCCCGAGCCCCCGCUGGGCCAUGCCGGGGCUGCGCCGGGACCGCGUGCUGACCCUGCUGCUGCUGGGCGCGCUGCUCUCCGCCGACCUCUACUUCCACCUCUGGCCCCAAGUGCGGCGCCAGCUGCGGCUCCGGGAGGACCCGCGCGACUGCCUCUGCACCGGCCGCCGCUCGUCGCCGGCCCGGGACCCUCGCCCCGCAGUGCACAACUUUUCCCAGGCCGGCUCCGGCUCCAAGCUGCAGGCCCUUUUCGCCCACCCGCUGUACAGCGUCUCGGAGGAACCGCCUCUCGGCCCCGACGACUUGCUCCUGGCCAGCCAGGAGGCGCUGCGGUAUUACCGGAGGAAAGUGGCCCGCUGGAACAGGCGACAAAAGAUGUACAGAGAGCAGCUGAACCUCACCUCCCCGGGCCCCCCACUGCAGCUCCAGCUCGAGGCCAGCUGGGUCCAGUUCCACCUGGGGAUCAGUCGCCGCGGGCUGUACUCCCUGGCCAGCCCUGUCGUCAGCAAGCUCCUGCAGGACAUGAGGCUCUCUCCCACCGUCAGUGCAGACUACAGUCAGGACGAGAAAGCCUUGCUCGGGGCGUGUGACUGCAGCCAGAUUGUGAAACCAAGUGGGGUCCACCUGAAGCUGGUUCUGAGGUUUGCAGACUUUGGGAAGGCCAUGUUCAAACCCAUGAGACAGCAGCGAGAUGAGGAGACGCCCGUGGACUUCUUCUAUUUCAUUGACUUUCAGAGACACAACGCGGAGAUCGCGGCUUUCCAUCUGGACAGGAUUCUGGACUUCCGACGGGUGCCACCAACAGUGGGGAGGCUAGUAAACGUCACCAGGGAAAUCCUGGAGGUCACCAAGAAUGAAAUCCUGCAAAGUGUUUUCUUUGUCUCUCCAGCCAGCAACGUGUGCUUCUUCGCCAAGUGUCCAUAUAUGUGCAAGACCGAGUACGCUGUCUGUGGCAGCCCCCACCUGCUGGAGGGCUCCCUCUCUGCGUUCUUGCCAUCCCUCCACCUGGCCCCCAGGCUGUCUGUGCCCAACCCCUGGAUCCGCUCCUACUCACUGGCGGGGAAAGAAGAGUGGGAGGUCAAUCCACUUUACUGCGACACAGUGAAACAGAUCUACCCCUACAAUAGCAGCAACCGGCUCCUCAAUGUCAUCGACAUGGCCAUCUUUGACUUCUUGAUAGGAAAUAUGGACCGUCACCAUUAUGAGAUGUUCACAAAAUUUGGGGAUGAUGGGUUCCUUAUUCACCUUGACAAUGCCAGAGGGUUCGGACGACACUCCCAUGAUGAAAUAUCCAUCCUCUCACCUCUCUCCCAGUGCUGCAUGAUAAAAAGGAAAACACUUCUGCACCUGCAGCUGCUGGCCCAACCAGACUACAGACUCAGUGAUGUUAUGCGGGAGUCCUUGCUAGACGACCAGCUCACCCCAGUCCUCACAGAACCCCACCUCCUUGCCCUGGAUCGGAGACUGCAAAUCAUCCUGAAGACAGUGGAGGGGUGCCUAGAGGCCCAUGGAGAGCAGAGUGUCAUAGCCAGUAGCCCAGGAGAACAAUCAGCCCCAGAUUCAGCCUGGCCAAAGUGACCAGCUAGGGGCAGGAAGAGACGUUUAGAAAAUACACCAGGAGCCAGCAGUGCACUCCCCAAGUGCUGACCACUGCUGCUUCACCUUCACCUUCACCCAUGGCUGCUGGAGGUCUCGAUCUCAGGAAGGAUGGAGGGCAUUGGGAUUGUUCUGAAACAGCAAGAUAAGUGGGAUCCACUGAACCUGUAUCUCUUGGUGCAUUGUGUCUAGAGUGAAAUGCCUUGGCUCCCUCUUUCCCAGAAAGCACUGUUUUCAUCAAGGCCACAGUCUAUCCUCUGAGCCCACUGGGAAAUCUGGAUAUGGUUCAGGCUUGGAAGGUUUGGAAGCCUCAGUCCUAGGAGAGUAUUAACCAUGAUGAAUAAAAUAAAAGGACAUCAAGUGGUUACCUAACUUUCCUUUAGAUUCUUAUUAUAUCUACAAGUCAAGGAUAAUUCCCCAGACCAGGUAUAUCACCAGCAGGCUAAAAAUUGGCAACCACUAAUACUUAGACUGGUUUAAAUGAGAUUUUACACUUUCUACUUAGAUUCCAGUCAUUAGGGCCCAAUUAGAAUACAAUAUUCUCUACUGAUAGGUCUUAACAUAACUUGUCAGAAAUGCUAUGGUAAGAGGUAAAAGAAACAUAUAGGGAUUUGCUCAAAAUAUCAGAAAAGGGGUGUUUCAAUCUGAAAAGUAUUAAGGAUCAACUAAAAUAAUAUCAAGUGUAUUGAAGAGUAAAAAAAAUUACAUCCAAGAACAACAGAAGGAAGUUCAAUGGAGGGUAAAUGAGAAGGGGGGGGGGGGUGCCAGUUGAGGAGGUCUCUGGAAGGUCAGGUGGAGCAGCCUGGAAACAGGCCCAUCACGGAGAUGAGCAUGUACCAAGGCCAGAGAGAGGAAAGCUGGGGCCCCAUCAACCACAAUCCUUUUCCCAUAAAAUCCUAGGAACUGCCCCCCACCUACUCCCGAUAACCAGAGGCAGUUUCAUUCUCCCAGAGGAGUAGGGGGCUAUCUGGAGAGAGAGGACACUUUAAAUACCCCUCCCCACAGCUGCUUGCUCAAAAGGGACUAAGGCAAGCUUCCUUUCCAAGCCUCCCUUGAAAGUAGAAUAUUAGGGAUUCCCAGCCUCUUCGACCUCCCUACUGACUUGGUGGCAUCUGAAAUUCCUUUAAUAGGGGGCUUUGUUUCUCAUUCCACAAUUAAUGACAGAAAAUGCAAAUGAUAGGAACAUACUCAUACUAUGUUAUUAACUGGUCAACAAGUAAAAAUGUCUGAUUUCAUCAGAUCAACUUCUCUUCUGAUAAAGGCCAGAGAUUCAAAUACUACGAGUGUGAAGGGAGUAGAAAGCAAGUCUACUCUCUACCCUAAUUUGAAACAAGGUUAAGGACUAGAAAUGUCAUUCAAGACUUCUGCAGUGUGUUCAAAAACAGCCCUGAAAGGAUCAAUAUCUGACCCACGCCAGUACCCCACCUUCCUGUCGCAUUGCCCCUGAACGUGUAUCUCCACAAUUUUAAAGUCAUGACCAUUCACUGAGUUCCUCCCAUGUGCAGUUUUACCUGCAUUUCAGAAUCAACAUUCAGGUUUCCAGUCCUCCCAAACAUCCAGACAGAAUCCCCUACUGCCACUGUACAGAGAAGAAAACUAAAGCUCAGAGAGCUUAACUGAAAUUACACAAUUUUAAGGUGUUUUCUACUGUAAUUAAAAAAAAAAGAACAGCAUUUCAACCACUUUAUACUUAUUUGCUUUUAAAAAAAAUCAACUAUUUACUAGAGGAACUUUUAAUCCCAGAGAAUUCUUUAACUGAGGUGACUCUAUUGAUGCAUAGGGCUUCCCACUGUUUCUCCUACUUCAGCUUUGCCCUUUGGAGGAGGGACCAGGAAAUCACACUGAGAAAAGGUAAAAAAUAUUCAGUGCAGAGUUCACAAGAUUGCACAAAAUGGCCAUUUAGUCUGGGACUUCCAAGUUGUAGGACUUCAGGAAGGUAAGCUACAGCUCCGUCUCAAACCCAGUCACUUCUGUCCUAACGGACUCGCUUUUAAAUGCCCCCAAAUAAAAUUUUGUUGCACUUUUUGUAUGACAGCAAUAAGUCUGACCAAAAGAAAAACUAACAAAUCAAUGACACAAUGCCAUCCAACAGAAACUAAGGAUUAACUGUUACCUUUUCCCUUCCUCCCCCAAACCAAUCUUGAAGUGACUAAGAGCUGAAUCUGACCACAACAUGUAGAAUACCUCAACAUCAUACUAAUUCACUUAUAUUUAACAUUCCAUUAUUUUUUUGCCUAAUUACAAAGUUAAGGCUCUAUCGUUUGUCAAAAAUAUCAGAAAACAAAAGAUUUCCUUCUUGGAACUAUCAACUUCUUCCAACAUAUUGGAACUGUUGCUUAACUUCCCACGAAAUAAAAAUUCUCCUCUAUGUAAAACCUUUUAUUGUUAUUACUGACAGCAAUCUAAAAAAUGAAAAGGGAUUGUAUAGUAUAUGAAUUAGUGGGGAAAGGGAAUUCAUGUUAGCCUUCCCAAAGUCAGACUAAGGGCAAUUUGUUGAG
Molecule: messenger RNA, 5052 nt
Organism: Choloepus didactylus (southern two-toed sloth)
Lineage: Eukaryota; Metazoa; Chordata; Mammalia; Pilosa; Megalonychidae
Gene: FAM20A
Product: FAM20A golgi associated secretory pathway pseudokinase
Exons: 11
Coding region: 980-2536 (518 amino acids)
Cellular component (GO): Golgi apparatus
Molecular function (GO): protein serine/threonine kinase activator activity
Source: RefSeq, a predicted model, not a curated record